Messenger RNA from Caenorhabditis bovis, 1188 nucleotides. Lineage: Eukaryota; Metazoa; Nematoda; Chromadorea; Rhabditida; Rhabditidae. The record is from the annotation of a GenBank genome assembly.
AUGACCAUUUCAUAUUCCGGUAAUUUUUGUCGGCUCCUUUUAAGAUGGAAAGGUUCUAUUUGGAGAUCGGUCUGGAGAGAACUAGCUCUUUUCCUAUUUUUGUUUUACUCAAUUCGAAUGAUCAGUCCUCGAUUCUUCGAUUGGGUCGACCCAAAAGACGAAUUCAAUUACAGAAAAAUCUACAAAGUAUUCUGCCAUGAGUUCAACGAAUACACUAAAAUGAUCCCAUUGACAUUUCUUCUUGGAUUUUAUGUUUCUAACGUUGUCUCCAGGUGGUGGAGGCAAUUUGAAUGCCUAAAAUGGCCGGAAGACAUGCUCUCAGCGCUUUGCCUUCUGCUUCCAAGUGAGGAAUCUCGUCCAGCUCGACACCAAAUUGCUAGAUACUUGAAUUUGACGUCAGCGCUUGCUUGGCGUGAUGUCUCCACCAAAAUAAGGCUCCGGUUUCCAACCCUUCGCAAUAUAAUUGAUGCUGGUUUGUUGACUGAAAGGGAAUACGAAAAAUUACAGGAUAUAAAUGAACCAUCGCCUGGUAUACGGUGGUUGACACCUUUGCAUUGGAUCCAGCGUUUAAUCGAUGCCGAGUUAUCAGCUGGUCGAGGUGCCCCACAAUACGUGACUACUGUAGUCGCAGAGCUCAAGGCCUUCCGAUCUUCAUUCCGAAAAUUAUAUUGUCAUGAUUGGGUUUGUGUUCCUCUUGUCUACACACAAGUUGCUGCCAUUGCAACAUAUUCCUAUUUCUUCUUCUGCCUGUUCGGCAGGCAGGAUGUCAAUUUGGAGGACCAUUAUUCACUUGACGCCUUUUUUCCAUUGUUCACAGUUGUUCAAUUUUUAUUCUUCGUCGGAUGGUUCAAAGUUGGUCAAGAUUUAAUGCGACCUUUUGGUCUCGACGACGAUGAUUUCGAGCUUUCUUACAUUUUGGAUAGAAAUAUUGUAACAUCUUUUACUAUCGUCGAUACCUUACAAGGAGAUAAGCCCCCAAUUUUCGAGGAAGAUUGCUUCUGGAAGCACCACAGCGAACAGCAAUAUGGAAUUAAAUCGGUCAGGAACUCGAGCUUGAAAUGGGGAAGAAUUGAUUUAAGUCGAAAUGCACAUAAGCAUCCGCCGAAACUUCAUACAUAUUUGGAAAUGAAAGGACUUGACAACGAAGAAUACAAAAAUCGAAAAAUGAACAAGUUCAUCGCCUGGUAA